Messenger RNA from Capra hircus (goat), 327 nucleotides. RefSeq names its product cell cycle exit and neuronal differentiation protein 1-like. The coding region runs from base 1 to 327 and encodes 108 amino acids. The record is from RefSeq and is a predicted model, not a curated record. The transcript is spliced from 2 exons. Lineage: Eukaryota; Metazoa; Chordata; Mammalia; Artiodactyla; Bovidae.
AUGAAACACAAGGAGAGAAGUGCUGAUACGCCCGACAGCGUGAGGGAGCUGCGAGUGCGUCAGCCCAAGUCGAAGAAGCCGUUCUCCAAGGCCACAGACGGCGUGACCGGAUGCUGCGCGGCGCCCGGACUGUCCCCACCGUCCCGCCCGCCCCCGCCGACGACCUCCUCGACCGUGACCGUAAAGAACAAACACCCAGAAACACCUCCAAACCCGCCCGUGCCCCGCUCACCGCCGCGGCCCGAGGACGCCCUCCCGCGUCCCCUGAGUCCUGCGCCCGGAGCUCAGGCCCUGACCUCCCGCCUGCAGGGCGCCGGCGACCGCUGA